Messenger RNA from Candida albicans SC5314, 708 nucleotides. RefSeq lists its product as uncharacterized. Gene Ontology annotation, cellular component: mitochondrion. Lineage: Eukaryota; Fungi; Ascomycota; Pichiomycetes; Serinales; Debaryomycetaceae. The record is from RefSeq and is a predicted model, not a curated record. The coding region runs from base 1 to 708 and encodes 235 amino acids. The transcript has a single exon.
AUGAUUAUUCGAAGGCAACUAGCUACAUUAACAAAAUCAAGACCAACUCCAGUUAAGAAAACUUCCGAUGCUACCCGAAAAAAAUAUGCAUUUUACGAUUUGGUAUUGCGUACACCUUCACACCCACAGCAUCCAAUAGAAGCAAGCUUAAUGUCUGCAAAGGACUUGACUAAACUAAAAGCUCAUACAAAGACUAGAUUUGUUGGGAAUUACACAUUAGACAACUUGUCUCCUGAAGAAAGAAUAGCCAAAGUGUUUGGGGGUAGAAUCAAAGGAGAAGAUAGAAAGGCAUCAAGUCGUAUAGAUCGUGGAGAGUCUCGAGUCAUUGCUGGGAUCACUGUCCCUGCAAGACCGCCAGAACCAGACAAUUGUUGUAUGAGUGGAUGUAUUAAUUGUGUAUGGGAGUUAUUUGAUGAAGAUUUGAAAGACUGGGAUGCAAAACGGAAACAGGCAGCUGAACGUUUAGUGUCUCGAGGAGGCCGUUGGCCAGAGAACUUUCAUCCUCCAUUAAAACAUUUGAAAAGAGAGAAUUACCCAGUGUCAUUGGCCGAUAAACUGGAUAAAGAAAUCAGAAAAGAGAUAGCAGGAAAACCAGGAAAAGGUGACGAUGAUGACGACGACAGUUGGGGAUCUGUGCCUGUUUCAAUUCGAGUAUUUGCUGAAGUUGAAAAGAAGUUGAAGCAAAAGAAAAGUUUGGCAUCAAGCUAG